Messenger RNA from Aureobasidium melanogenum CBS 110374, 1539 nucleotides. RefSeq names its product acetyl-CoA synthetase-like protein. Gene Ontology annotation, biological process: fatty acid metabolic process. Bases 1 to 1539 code for a protein of 512 amino acids. Lineage: Eukaryota; Fungi; Ascomycota; Dothideomycetes; Dothideales; Saccotheciaceae. The transcript has a single exon. The record is from RefSeq and is a predicted model, not a curated record. Gene Ontology annotation, molecular function: medium-chain fatty acid-CoA ligase activity.
AUGACGACCCUCACAAACGCCUUCUCACAUUCGUCUCAUGACACUGCCAUCAUUGUGCCUGGCAAGCAGCCCUUGACUGUGUCGUACGAGCAACUCACUGCAGACAUUCUCUCCUUCCAAGAGAAGCUCGCAAAGUUGGGCAUUACUCCUGGCUCAGCAGUCUCGAUCGCUCUUCCCAACACAUACCCUUUCAUCGUCGCUUUCCUCGCAACCGCCUGGCAGCGUGCUAUUGCCGCCCCUCUCAACCCAGCAUACAAGCAAUCAGAGUUCGAGUUUUACAUCGAUGACUUAAAGUCUGCUCUCGUCCUGGUCCCCCAAGGUCUGGCAGACGGUCCUGCUGUCAAGGCUGCAACCAAGUACAAUGCUGCCGUCGCUGAAUGUUACUGGAAUGGAAAAGAGGUUGUUUUGGACAUCAAGGACGAGGGAAAGCUCAAGGGCAAGGGCAACAAGUCAAUCGAGUACGCUCAGCCUGAUGAUGUCGCUCUUGUUUUGCACACUAGUGGUACUACUGGCCGUCCCAAGGCCGUCCCUCUUUCACACAAGAACUUGACACGCACAAUGUCAAACAUCAAGGCAACUUACGAGUUGACCAAGAAUGAUCGCACCAUGUUGGUCAUGCCGCUCUUCCACGUUCACGGUCUCCUCGCUGGUUUCCUUGCUCCUCUACUCUCUGGCGGUUCUGUUGUUGUGCCCCCCAAAUUCUCGGCUUCCGACUUCUGGCGUGACUUCCAAACCCACAAGGCAAACUGGUACACUGCUGUACCUACCAUCCACCAGAUCUUGCUCAAGAGUCCCAUUCCUUCUCCUCUACCAGACAUCCGCUUUAUCAGAUCUUGCUCUUCACCUCUGUCUCCCAAGGUCUUCCAUGAGCUCGAGAAGACAUUCAAGGCCCCCGUUCUUGAAGCCUACGCCAUGACCGAGGCUGCUCACCAAAUGACUUCCAACCCUCUGCCUCACAAGGGCAAGCGUCAACCAGGCUCUGUCGGUGUUGGUCAGGGUGUUGAGAUCAAGAUUUUGGAUCAGUCAGGCAAGGAAGUUGCUCAAGGCUCUGAAGCCGAAAUCUGCAUUCGUGGUGAGAACGUCACUGCUGGCUACCUCAACAACCCGGAAGCAAACAAAUCUUCAUUCACUGCCGAUGGCUUCUUCCGUACUGGUGACCAGGGUAAAAAGGAUCCUGAUGGCUACGUGAUCAUCACUGGCAGAAUCAAGGAGCUUAUCAACAAGGGUGGUGAGAAGAUCAGUCCCAUCGAACUCGACAACGUCAUGGCACAACACCCUGCAGUAUCCGAAGCCGUCAGUUUCGCCAUCGCUGAUGACAUGUACGGUCAAGACGUCGGUGUCGCCAUCGUCCUCAAGGACAGCCAAAAGCUCGAGCCUGCAGACCUAAAAUCCUGGAUGGCCGAACGUGUUGCAAAGUUCAAGUUGCCCAAGAAGAUCUUCUUUACUGAUGUCAUGCCCAAGACUGCUACUGGUAAGAUCCAGAGACGUAUGGUUGCUGAAGCUAUGCUCAAGCAAGAGGGUCCCAAGGCCAAGCUGUAA